AUGUGGCUAACUCUUACAUUAGUGGGCCUAUGUAUCUAUGUUGUCUACCAUUUAAUCCAAUUCUGGAUCAUCAAACCAUGGCGUGUACAUAGAGAUUUAUCGUCUCAAGGUGUGCCGGGAAGAUAUAUACCGAUUGUAGGUGAUAUUCUUCGUAUUCGACAAGCCGUUCUCGCAGAAAAACCAUUAUCGUAUUCUAUCGAAGCUGCAAAAGAAUUCGGUGACUAUUAUCGCAUGUCAUUAGGUCCGAUUCCGGGUUUCAAUAUCAGUGAUCCAUCAUUGAUUGUUGGAGUAUUGAAGACUAAUGCUCAUGCAUACCGAAAGUCAGUUUUUAUGCAAUCAAUUAUUGGAACAUUGAUCGGUACUGAUAACCUUCUAACAAGUGAAAAUGAGACACAUACUCAAUGUCGGCGAUUGGUAAGUCCCGUAUUUCAACGUCAAAAUCUCAACUCAAUGAUACCAAUGAUGAUUGAAAUAACAUCAAACGUUCUCGAUAAAUGGGCACAAUGUGCCUAUACGACUGAAAACAGAAUAGCCACUAUUGAUAUUUGUGAAGAGAUGGCACUUCUAACAUUGAGUAUGAUAUGUGGUUGUGUAUUUGGAAAAAAUAUUUCAAAGGAUAAAAAUAUACCUGAAAAAAUAUAUCAAAAUGUAACAGUCAUACUUAAAGAACUCGAAAAACGUCUUUUUGAUAUGAUCGCCAUCCUUCCAUUGAUCAAUCGAUUACCACUUCCGAGUAAACUACGUAUUGACAAAUCAAUGCAAGAUCUUCGCACAAUUGUUGAAUCUGUCAUCGAUGAACGAAAGAGAGGCUUGACAAAGUCUACUGCAAAAGGACCUGAUUUACUCGAUCAACUGUUGACAAAAUAUGGUCAUGACGAAACAAAUCAGGCAACUGUUGACAAAAUUUACCAAGAAACAUUAACAUUCAUCAUUGCUGGUCAUGAGACUACAUCGAACUUGAUGGCAUGGACUUUAUACAACUUGGCAUGUUAUCCUGAAGUUUAUCGUCGUUGUCAAAAUGAAAUUGAUUCAAUUUUAAAUAAUGAAGAUGUAAUAGAUUCUUCAACACUCUCACUUCUCAAUUAUACAGAAGCCGUAUUAAAAGAAUCAUUACGACUUUAUCCAUCAAUACCUCUGUUACCUCGCACUGCAAUUAAAGAUAAUAUUCUUGUAACAAGUGAUGGAAAACACAUUCGGAUUAGCAAAGGAACCGAAGUUAUUGUCAAUUUGUAUACGCUUCAUCAUUCAGAAAACCAUUGGUCGGAACCGGAAAAAUUUGAUCCAUCUCGAUUUGAUCAACAUCAAUCAGACAAGUUUUUGCCAUUUUCAAUUGGUUUUCGUUCUUGUAUUGGACAACAUUUCGCUAUGUUAGAAGCUAAAAUCAUGUUAUUAAUGAUUAUUCGACGAUUUCAUAUCGAACUUGUACCUGGACAAAAGCAUGUUCCAGAUAUUGCUAUCACAUUAAGACCUAAAUAUGAAAUGUGGAUGCGAAUGUCGCUACGGUGA
Messenger RNA from Rotaria sordida, 1506 nucleotides. NCBI's taxonomy places the organism in Eukaryota, Metazoa, Rotifera, Eurotatoria, Philodinida, Philodinidae. The record is from the annotation of a GenBank genome assembly.